Molecule: messenger RNA, 2583 nt
Organism: Pygocentrus nattereri (red-bellied piranha)
Lineage: Eukaryota; Metazoa; Chordata; Actinopteri; Characiformes; Serrasalmidae
Gene: polr3f
Product: polymerase (RNA) III (DNA directed) polypeptide F
Exons: 9
Coding region: 164-1108 (314 amino acids)
Biological process (GO): transcription by RNA polymerase III
Cellular component (GO): RNA polymerase III complex
Source: RefSeq, a predicted model, not a curated record
AGGCGGUCUGAGAGCCGCCCAAACGCUUGCAGAAGGAAGGAGCUCUCGGGCGAAGGUCCCAGCCGACAUGGUGCCGUGUUGACAGUAACGCGGGUGCAGUUUAACAGUGAAUUACCGUCUCCUGCCAUUACCAUUCCGCCAUAAACUCCGCCAGACGCGAGCCAUGGCAGACGUUAAAGUAAAGAAGGAGUCCACGGACCCUGUCGACAUCGAGAACAGGAUAAAGGAGCUCUGUCAGCAGUUUCCACAUGGCAUCACUGAUCAGGUUAUCCAGAAUGACAUGCCCCAUGUGGAGGCCCAGCAGCGGGCCAUGGCCAUCAACCGACUGCUGUCUGUGGGCCAACUGGAUCUUCUCAGAAACAGCAGCGGUUUGCUGUACAGGCUAAAAGAUGCCCAAUCAGCAAGUAAAAUGAAGGGCUCUGACAAUCAAGAGAAGCUAGUUUAUCAAAUCAUAGAGGAUGCUGGGAAUAAAGGAAUCUGGAGCAGGGAUAUCCGGUAUAAGAGCAACCUCCCUCUGACUGAAAUCAACAAAAUCCUGAAGAACCUUGAGAGCAAAAAGCUCAUCAAAGCUGUGAAGUCUGUUGCGGCCUCAAAAAAGAAGGUGUACAUGCUGUAUAACCUGCAGCCAGACCGCUCAGUCACGGGGGGAGCGUGGUACAGCGAUCAGGAUUUUGAGUCUGAGUUUGUGGAGGUUCUUAACCAGCAGUGCUUUAAAUUUCUACAAAGUAAGGCAGAGGCGGCAAGAGACAGUAAGCAGAGUCCCAUGGUGCAGAGGAACAGCUCCUUCGCCACCUCACACGAAGUGUGGAAGUACAUCUGCGAGCUUGGCAUUAGCAAGGUGGAUCUGUCUAUGGAGGACAUUGAGACUAUUCUGAACACACUGAUCUAUGAUGGGAAGGUGGAGAUGACAAUCAUCGCAGCAAAAGAGGGCACAGUGGGGUGUGUUGACGGUCAGAUGAAGCUCUACAGGGGAGUGAACCCCAUAAUCCAGCCCACAGGCCUGGUCAAAACACCAUGUGGACUCUGUCCGGUGUUUGACGACUGCCACGAAGGCGGGGAGAUCUCACCUUCAACCUGCGUAUACAUGGCAGAGUGGCUGGACUUCUGACCUGCAGAGAUGGACCUUUUUUCUGUUUGUUUUUUUUCUCUGUGGAGAAAGUGCUGUGUACAUUUUGCAACGAUUCGAUGCAACAUAAGAUGUUUUUAUUUAUGCUGAACAACAGUGGCCGUCAUAUGGAACUGAUAUAAAGGAGCAAAGGAAGAAGGAACAGCAGCAGUGCUCCUCUGGAGCUCAGGAUGUCUCCAUUUAUGUCCUAACCUCUUUUCACAUGUAAAUAUAUCUUACUUAUGGUCAUAAGCAAAAGUUUGGGCACCCCAAACUUGCACGUUUCGUUGAUUUUUGAAGUGAGAAUUAGUGAAUGCAUCCUCUGCAGAGAACACACUAAUGGCAUAUUUAAUACUUUGUGCUUUAUUUUUUUACCAUACGUAAAGCUCAAUGAAUAAAUAGAAAUUGUGCACUAAAAUUUGCAGAACAAUGUCAAGUUUUUUUUCCCCUGUACAGCAUGUAGAACAUUAAUUACACGAAAUUACACGAAACGUUUAAUUUGCCUAAAUUCUGCAUACCACUUUUUUUUCUACCAGUAGUAGAUUUAAGGAGCGGCAUGGCGGAGUAUUACAAAUGAAAGCAGCGCUGUAUAGGGUUUGCACGUUGCGUGCAAUUACACAUUUCCACCAGAGAGGUCUCCAAAUCCCCAAAUGUUACAUAGUGCUGCUUUAAAAGAUUACUUUGACAUGUUGGGUUGAUGGAUUGCCUUAAGCAAGAGCUGGCAGUGCCUCCUUCACCACCAACCCCCCUGUACUGUGCAAUACAGCAGGCAUAAUGUUACUUCCCACCUGUCAGAUUUGUUAUUUUUGUUUGAUUUUUUGUACAAAUGCUUUGGGUGCCUUUUUAGAGAACAGUGAUCUACAAGUACUUUUAAAAAAAUUCUGUAUUUUGUUUUGAAGAAGAAAAAAAAACCUGAUCCCAGCUAAACAGUGAAAUAGAGUUAUGGAAUUCCUGGUUGUCUGAAUAAAGAAUGGAACUGGUCAAGACAGUUGGCCUCGCUCUCAUGUUAGGUAGCUCAAUGGCCCUCUCUUUCUCACCCAUCACUCAGUAAAACAGUGAAUGAAAGUUAGAUUUAUUGUAGAAAUUUUUUUAAACACGAGACAAUUGCUUCGUCUGUUCCAACUAAUCAAGCCCCAAAACAUCGUGGUCCACAUCCUGAAUUGUGAAUCUGCGCAGUGCUAGCCACUGAAGGUGUUGCUUAGCUGAUAUAACAGAAUAAGCAAUUAUUGUUCUUCUCAGAGUGCGCUGAGCCAACCAAUGACAUUGCGUUAUUGCACAGUUGACCUCUUUUAAACACGUUACAGGGGUGGACAAUAUUUUGACACUGAAUUGUUAUUACUUUGUCACAGUAUGGCUUCUCAAGUAUAGUGUGAACAUCAUCAGUACUUCAAGAACACACGAUGAUGACCUUUAAUGCCAUAUAAUUAGAGAACAUUGUGGGUUUAUCAGUGAAAUGUUAAAUAAAUACUGUAUUGAUA